CUGCUAAAAACAGCUCGGGCACCUCCUCUGAACCUGGGCCUGAAACAAUGUCUUCCACCGAAAAAACCAUAAAGGGCACUUGAUCAACCCAAUCCUUGGAAUUAUUUCCAGCAAACACUUGCAGAAACCAUUUGGAGCACGCUUUCCCUGGCAGUGCACAGGGGGACGGCCAGGAGAUGAGCGCAUCUUUGAAUUACAAGUCUUUUUCCAAAGAGCAGCAGACCAUGGAUAACUUGGAGAAACAACUCAUCUGUCCGAUCUGUUUAGAAAUGUUCACGAAGCCCGUGGUUAUUCUCCCCUGUCAGCAUAACCUGUGUAGGAAAUGUGCCAGUGAUAUUUUCCAGGCCUCUAACCCAUAUUUGCCCACAAGAGGAGGUACCACCGUGGCAUCAGGGGGUCGAUUUCGCUGCCCAUCCUGUAGACAUGAAGUGGUUCUGGACAGACAUGGGAUAUAUGGCCUUCAGAGGAACCUGCUGGUGGAAAAUAUCAUUGACAUCUACAAGCAAGAGUCCACCAGACCAGAAAAGAAGUCCGACCAGCCCAUGUGUGAGGAGCAUGAGGAGGAACGCAUCAACAUCUACUGUCUGAACUGUGAGGUGCCUACCUGCUCUCUGUGCAAGGUCUUCGGGGCACACAAGGAUUGCCAGGUGGCACCCCUAACUCACGUGUUCCAGAGGCAGAAGUCUGAGCUCAGUGACGGCAUCGCUGUCCUCGUGGGAAGCAAUGACCGAGUCCAGGGAGUGAUCAGUCAGCUGGAGGACACCUGUAAAACUAUUGAGGAAUGCUGCAGAAAACAGAAACAGGAACUCUGUGAAAAGUUUGAUUACCUGUAUGGCAUCCUGGAGGAGAGGAAAAAUGAAAUGACCCAAGUCAUUACACGAACCCAAGAGGAGAAACUGGAACAUGUCCGUGCUCUGAUCAAAAAGUAUUCUGAUCAUUUGGAAAAUGUGUCAAAGUUGGUUGAAUCAGGAAUCCAGUUCAUGGAUGAGCCAGAAAUGGCAGUGUUUCUGCAGAAUGCCAAAACCCUGUUACAAAAAAUUUCUGAAGCAUCGAAGGCAUUUCAGAUGGAGAAAAUAGAACAUGGUUAUGAGAACAUGAACCACUUCACAGUCAACCUCAAUAGAGAAGAAAAAAUCAUCCGUGAAAUUGAUUUUUACAGAGAAGAUGAAGAUGAAGAAGAAGGAGAAGAAGGAGAAGGAGGAGAAGGAGAAGGAGGGGAAGGAGAAGGGGAAGAAGCAGAAGUGGAAGAGGUAGAAAAUGUUCGAACAGAGUCAUCAGGAGAAGAGGAAAGUCCAGAGAAAGCCUUGGAGCCCUCUCAGCUGGCCUCAGAGCUCCAGGCUGCCACAGGGGCACUUCCAGUUUUCUCCCCAGAGCCACCUCCAGCCCUGCCACCCACUGCAGAUGUCCCAGUGACACAGGGGGAGGUUGUGCCCACUGGCUCUCAGCAGACCACAGAGUCUGAAACUCCAGUCCCUGCAGCAACGGACCCUGCGGAUCCAAUGUUUUAUCCUAGUUGGUAUAAAGGCCAAACCCGGAAAGCCACCACCAACCCACCUUCCACCCCAGGGAGCGAAAGUCUGGGACACAUAGGGCCUCCUGGUUCUGAGGAUUCGAAUGUGCAGAAGGCAGAAGUGGCAGAAGCUGCCGCCAGUGAGAGGGCAGCAGUGAGUGGAGUUAGUAAUCUGCCUAGCACUUUUGGCUUUUCUUAUACUUCACUACAUCUGGCGUCAGAUUCAGUGCUUGGUUUUUACUUUAAUGGAUUGGAUUUGAGGACCCUCCCCUCCAGGUACAGGCCGCAGCUUCAGGGAGUGGGAACGGAGCUGGUUCUGAGCCAGCCCGUCAUGUCUUCUCCUUUUCCUGGUUGA
This is a messenger RNA of Enhydra lutris kenyoni (northern sea otter), 1865 nucleotides long. Its product is annotated as tripartite motif containing 55. Lineage: Eukaryota; Metazoa; Chordata; Mammalia; Carnivora; Mustelidae. The record is from RefSeq and is a predicted model, not a curated record. The coding region runs from base 177 to 1865 and encodes 562 amino acids. The transcript is spliced from 11 exons. Gene Ontology annotation, molecular function: zinc ion binding.